Molecule: messenger RNA, 1695 nt
Organism: Ilyonectria robusta
Lineage: Eukaryota; Fungi; Ascomycota; Sordariomycetes; Hypocreales; Nectriaceae
Exons: 4
Coding region: 44-1471 (475 amino acids)
Biological process (GO): regulation of DNA-templated transcription
Molecular function (GO): DNA-binding transcription factor activity
Source: RefSeq, a predicted model, not a curated record
GCAUUAUCGAGACCGGCCGGGACAUUUCUCCAUCAUCAUCAUCAUGGACGGCUCUGGCUCAGGCUCUGACCAUGCUCGAUCAGGGCAUUCGGGGCCCUCCAAGAAGCGCUCCAGGACCAUCUCGAACCUGACCGAGGAGCAGAUCCAACACAAGCGCAAUGUCGAUCGACGGGCGCAGCGUGCCUUUCGCCAGCGCACAAAGGACUGCAUCGUCAAUCUCGAGCAGCAGUUUUCGCAGCUGCAGGAGACGGCUAACCACCGGGAACAGGAGCUGCUGGCGGCGCGCGAGCAGAACAAAAGCCUCACAAAUUAUCUGGAAACCAUCCUCGAACUGGUCUCGACCGCAUUGAGUCACUCCCGUCAGGUUGCUCGCCCAUCUGAGGACUCCGAGAGUGACGGAGGCCCGCAACAAGAACACGAACCCCAACCGCCGAUUGAACAGCACGUUAUACCCUCUCCACCCCUCUCUCGGCUAGAUCAGCAUCAAGAGGACCAGCAUACGACGGAUGAACCCUUAACCCAGCCUUCUCCAACGCUUGCAGACGAACAUUUGCUCUCGGAUGUAGAUCACCCGUCCGAUGACCAUGCAGUGCUCGACCAACACACCUCGUACAGCGUCGCGCAGGCCGCAUCGGGAAACAUGAGCAACGACAGUCCGUUGGCAAGCUACUCUCUCCAAACCAUUUCACCAGCCACCCACUGCUCGAUUACCACGUCACCGGUUACUCACAGCACUGUUGCUAUGUCUCAUGCCGACCCCUUUGGCACGGUUCCAACUCCAUCCAGUACCAUGGUCGUCGACACGCACCAUUAUGCCACUCCGACUGCAGCUCACACCAUUCUUCCCUCUCACUCGCCCUGCACGUGUCCCUUGGACCGGAUAUUGCUGGAUUUUCUCACCACCCGCAGAGAAAUGCUUGCUGGUGGUACGGCAUAUGAAACCGUCCUUGGGGCACAGAAACCAACGGUGAAAGCUCUUAUCGACACCACACUGGCCGAUUCAGUUCACCCACUCAGCCGGAUGAUGUCAGAAGUGCUGUCUACUUUUCCAUACGUCCACCAGACGGAGAAAUUUGCCUUCUUUUUCCUAAUGUGCCACACUAUGAGGUGGCAAAUAUACCCCGUCAAAGAAAAUUAUCUUGCCAUGCCAAAGUGGCUACGGCCUACUUUAACACAGGUUACGGUGCCUCAUGCCAUGUGGAUUGACAAUAUUCCCUGGCCUGGUGUCCGGGACAUAUUAAUCGAAAACCCCGAGGAAUAUCCCUUUGAGCUCUUCUCCGAGUAUUACUCUCAGAACGUCACGGUGAACUGGAAUUUUGACAGUCUAGAUGCCGUCUCUGACGUUGGAAACGACAGAAUAUUGCAUUCUAUUUUCGAGAAACACGUUCGAAACCUCAAAAACUGGACUGUCUCUUCCGAGUUCCAGACACGAUUUCCUUCAAUGAUACCGGCGAUAGAGUGUAUGGAGUAAACUGAUCUAGGUGGGGACAUGGUUGAAACUGCUUCCGUGACGAGGAGGCCAAGUUUUGUGAUGAUUAAACGUGGGACGGGAAUAUGAAUGGAUGUAUAAGAACCAAAUCAGGAAGGAAGAGAGACCGCUCGAACUGUCACGAUUCAAGGGCUUCGGAUGGGGAAGGUUUUUCAGAGUAUCGCGGAGCGUUGCUAAUGUACAUGCCCCUGUGCAUUUUUGACCAC